Phyllostomus hastatus (greater spear-nosed bat) is the source of this 2758-nucleotide messenger RNA. RefSeq names its product ataxin 7 like 2 (gene ATXN7L2). The transcript is spliced from 11 exons. NCBI's taxonomy places the organism in Eukaryota, Metazoa, Chordata, Mammalia, Chiroptera, Phyllostomidae. The record is from RefSeq and is a predicted model, not a curated record. Bases 80 to 2413 code for a protein of 777 amino acids.
GCGAGGCGUGCCCGCGGCGGGGCUGGGGGAGGGGGCCGCGCGGCGGCGGCGCCGGGGCGGGCGCGCGUCCGCGGCGGUGAUGGCGGUGCGUGAACGCGCGGCGGCAGCAAUGGCCGCUCUGGAGCGGCGGCUGCCGAGUCUCGAUGACUUCGCGGGACAGAGCUGGAGCUCGUGGGUGGAACGGGCCGACCUGCCCGCGGCCGAUGGGGCCGAGCUGGAGGAGACUAACAAAAGCACGAAGAAGCUGGAUGCCAUGACCCUCAUUAAAGAAGACAUGUCCAUCUUCGGGCACUGCCCUGCCCAUGACGACUUCUACUUGGUUGUAUGUAACCACUGCAGCCAAGUGGUGAAGCCUCAAGCUUUCCAGAAGCACUGCGAAAGAAGACACGGGCCCCUCAGCAAGCUUUACGCCCGGGCCCCACCCCCACCUCCAGCCCCUGCCAGCUCUCAGAAAUGCCAUGUAGUGAAUGGGCAGGGCCCAGCUUGUAGGGCCCCAGGUUCCACCAAAACCUCCUCCAGGGAGAAGGGCCAGGGGUCCCGGAGCCGUGGCCACCAACCUCCUGAGAAGACCCAGAAGGACAACCUCUGCCUUUUCGUGCCUGUGGUGAAUCUGGAGAAGAUGUCCAAUCUCCCGAAGCCCGAUGGACACGGAGUCAGGGUGGCCCCGCCCUCUGCUUUCCUCAGCCAGCCAGGCAGCCUCGCCAAGGACGCCCCUGGAAAACCCCCCAUGGCGCCCCCUUCUAAAGAACCUCCUGGCAGAGAGAACAUCAAGAUAACCCCCAGCGAGGGCCCCAGUCACUGGGCCGAAGGCAGCCCUCCUGAGAAGGAGCCUGGUGGGGCCAGGCUGCCCCCCAAAACCCACCGGAAGAUGGCUCGGAAGGAGUGCGACCUCAACAGGCAGUGUGGGGUGAUAAACCCAGAGACCAAGAAGAUCUGCACCCGCCUUCUGACGUGCAAGAUCCACUCGGUGCACCAGCGCCGGGAGGUCCAGGGCCGGGCUAAGGACUUCGACGUGCUCGUGGCAGAGCUGAAGGCCAACUCCCGUAAAGGGGAGUCCCCCAAGGAGAAGAGCCCAGGGCGCAAGGAGCCAGCCCUCGAGCGCCCCACCCAGGAGCCCCUCUCCUCAGCCCCUGGGGCGGCAGCGGCGGUGGCGGCGGCAUCCACUCCCAGCAGCACCUUCUCUGCUCGUGCCAAGCAGACCUACUCGUACUGUGCACUGCCCAGGUCCCGGGCCUCCUCUGAGAGUGAGUUGGAUGAUGCAGGCCCCUGUGGUGGUGAUGGGGACCCAGGCCUGUUCCCCUUCCCCCUGCCCCGGGGUGGGGCCCAGGCCUCCAGCGAGGAGAGUGAGGAGGAGGGGACAUCUGAUGACCUCCACCUCCCCCCUGACUGCCAUUAUGCGUCCCGGCCCCCCAGGCCACAGGCGUUCUGCACCUUCGGGAGCCGGCUGGUGAGUCCAGGGUGCUACGUGUUCAGCCGCCGGCUGGACCGGUUCUGCUCGGCGCUGAGCUCCAUGCUGGAGAGGCACCUCAGCUCCCACAUGUGGAAGAAGAUCCCACCGGCCGCUGAGCCUCCGUCCCACCUUGCCAGCUCCCCGCUCUCUGCUCCCCUGAGCCCUCCUUCUACCGGCAGCUGCCCCCGCCUUCCAGGCCCACCCCCCAGACCUGCCUGCCCAGCCUCUGUGCCCCCCACCAAGGACAGCCUUGUCCCCAGCUACCCCGCGGGCUCCCCCAGUGUGGCGGCCGCCUGCAGCCAGGCGGAGUGUACGGGCGGGAGCCAGGCCAUCACCUCUCCUCUGCCCGCCAACACGCCCUCCCCGUCCUUCAGCAAGCUCCCGCCUUCGAAGGCCAGCAAGUCGGCCAAAGGCAAGGCUGGGGCCGAGGUGGAGGCCCCCUCCCGCAAGCGGAAGCUAUCCCCCGGCCCCACCGGUUUCAAACGGACCUGCAUCCUGGAGCCCACGGCAAAAGGCAAGCCCUCUGGCUGCCGGGGCCUCUCUGCCAAGACGAAAACGGCCCUGGGCAUGGGGCUCAACGGGACGGUGGGGCCCCGAGUGAAGCGGGCAGGGCCCCCGGACUGCCGGGGCUCCCCUCAUCAGCCUCCCACAGCGGUCAAGGCUGCUCAGCUGGACAGCCGGGGAGCGGCUGGACACCCAGCCAAGGCCCUGCCGACCAACUGCCUCUCGGAGGAGGAGGUAGCCAAGAAGCGGAAAAACCUGGCCACGUACUGCCGGCCAGUGAAGGCCAAGCACUGCCCGGCCGGCGCCCCAGCCGACGGGGCCUGCCCCGUGCGCCGCAAGAAGCCGGGUCCGGCCCUGGCCUUUGAGGAGAAGUGUUCUGCACUGAAGGUGUGUGGGUGCCAGGCAAGUUCUCCAGGGUUUCUGGCGAGGCCAGCAGCCAGAUUUGGGGGCCUCUGUUGAUGUCAGCCUGGAACAGUAGGCUAGGUGCUGUCCGUGAGGUCUCAGCCCUGAGGCUGUUACUGGGGGCGGGCAGGGGGGAUGCGCCCCUGGGUUAGGCCUGGGCCAAACACCUACCUGCACCUCUGGCACCCAUAGGAGAGCAGCGGGUGUGACUGCUGCCCGGGGCCUGAGCGUGAGUGUGCACACACGUGCGUGAGUGCUCACCAGGCCACCCCUGCGGGGCCGGCUUUCAUCUGCCCCCUUGCCCAGCUUUGCUCACCAGGCCGGCAGGAUGAAAUCAAGCCUCAGCUCUUGGGGUCCACACAGGUCACUAGGGAGGCGGACUGGCCCCCCAGCCUGACCCUG